AUGGGUGCCCAUUUUUCUAGCACUAUAACUCAGUUCUUCCCUCCAAAACCGGGGUUUACUGAGAAAAAUAUAUCCGAUCUUCAUGGCAAGGUUUAUAUCGUUACCGGCUCAAACACGGGCGUAGGUAAAGAGACCGCCAGGAUUCUUUACUCUAAGAAUGCGAAAGUAUACAUUGCCGCACGUUCUCAAGAAAAGGCCGAAAAUGCAAUUGACGAAAUCAGUAAAGCCUUCCCGAAUUCGAAAGGAGGCCUAAGCUUCCUGAAGUUAGACCUUAGCGACUUAACUACGAUAAAAGCGUCAGCCGACGAGUUUCUCUCGAAGGAAAAGAAACUUGAUGUCCUGUUUAACAAUGCUGGUGUUCAGAACCCGCUCCCAGAACCGAGCAAGACCCCUCAGGGUUAUGAAUAUCAUCUUGGUGUGAACAGCAUCGGAACAUACGCGUUUACAAAGCUUUUGACACCGAUUCUCGUCUCGACAGCCAAGACUGAGGGAACAUCUCGCGUAAUCUGGGUAUCGUCUUUGGCAACAGACAUGACUGGUUUAAAGUCCGUUGGUAUCGAUAUGAGCAAUUUAGACUAUCACGAUGACAAAUCAUACCUUAUAAAAUAUGGUCUCAGCAAGACCGGUAACUGGUUGCACGGCGUCGAGUUCGCCAAGCGAUAUAAGGCCGACGGUGUCAUUAGCAUUCCGUUAAACCCUGGGAAUCUAGCUUCGGAUUUGUACCGUGACCAAUCAGGCUUUAUGAGUAUUUUCACAGCGCUCAUAACAUACCCCUCUAUUAAUGGCGCCUAUACUCUCCUGUAUGCCGGGCUUUCUCCCGACAUUACCAUUGAGAAAACCGGAAGUUGGGUGAUCCCGUGGGGGCGAGUUCGCUUGGUUCGAAAGGACUUGAUAGAGGCGACCAAGACUGAAGAAGAGGGUGGAAAUGACACGGCCAAGAAAUUCUGGGACUGGACUGACGAGCAGGUUAAUAAGUAUAUUGAGUGA
Messenger RNA from Daldinia childiae, 987 nucleotides. RefSeq lists its product as uncharacterized. Lineage: Eukaryota; Fungi; Ascomycota; Sordariomycetes; Xylariales; Hypoxylaceae. The transcript has 3 exons. Bases 1 to 987 code for a protein of 328 amino acids. The record is from RefSeq and is a predicted model, not a curated record.